Oncorhynchus kisutch (coho salmon) is the source of this 3266-nucleotide messenger RNA. It is a transcript of the gene bcap31, whose product is annotated as B cell receptor associated protein 31. The transcript is spliced from 8 exons. Gene Ontology annotation, biological process: intracellular protein transport; endoplasmic reticulum to Golgi vesicle-mediated transport. The coding region runs from base 272 to 1021 and encodes 249 amino acids. The record is from RefSeq and is a predicted model, not a curated record. Lineage: Eukaryota; Metazoa; Chordata; Actinopteri; Salmoniformes; Salmonidae. Gene Ontology annotation, cellular component: endoplasmic reticulum membrane; endoplasmic reticulum.
UCUAUAUCAUAUCUGGAAUGCAUCUCUGACUCAACUAUACUGUAGUAUGGGGCAAUUGAACCUUUACCCCCGUCUCAUGAUGAGAUGAGCUGGCACCGGAAGUAGGAAGUAACUAGCUAGGAAGUCUUCAAGAAUGCAUUUGGCUAAUUAGCGCUCAAGCGAACUACGCGUCGUUUCUGUUUUGAUAUACCUCAGCGGUCGAGAUCCCUAUAGGAAGACCACUCUCCGUGCAUCCAAUAAUUGAAGUGUUGUAGAAUCUCAUCUGAUCAACAUGAGUCUACAGUGGACGGCCGUGGCCACAUUCCUUUAUGCGGAGGUCUUCUUUGUGUUGCUUCUGUGCGUGCCCUUCAUCUCCCCCAAGAGAUGGAGUAAGAUCUUCAAAUCUCGUCUGGUUCAAACUAUCGCAUAUUAUGGAAACACCUCCUUCAUUGUAGCCAUUGCCAUUCUAGUUUUCUUACUAAUUGAUGCGUUCAGGGAGGUGCGAAAGUACAGUGUGACUGAGAAGGUGGACCUGACCAACAACCCAGUGGCUGUAGAUCACAUUCACAUGAAGUUGUUCAGAGCCCAGAGGAAUGAGUACAUUGCUGGCUUCGCCCUGCUCCUGUGUGUGUUGCUGAGGCGACUGGCAACCCUGCUCUCUCAGCAGGCCACUUUGAUGGCUUCCAACGAGGCCUUCAAGAAGCAAGCCGAGGGAGCCAGUGACGCUGCCAAGAAGUACAUGCAGGAGAAUGAGGAUCUGCAGGCGAAACUAAAGGAUGCUGGCGUCGCUGUCCCAGAAGUGGGCAAGAAGCCAUCUGGAGUUGGAGUGCAGGAGGAAAACAAGACGUUGAAGGCAGAGGUGCGCUCUCUGAAGGAUGAGCUGGAAGCCACAAAGAAAGUCCUCCUGAAGUCUGACGGUGACGUGAAGGCAAUGAAGAAGCAGGCGGAGAACCUGACUGUGGAGUAUGACCGCCUGCUCAAUGAACAUUCCAAGCUGCAGGCAAGCAGUGAUGCUCAAUCGCAGGACAAAAAGUCCAACUGAUCGGGAGAGAAGUGUUGACGUGCUCGUACCAUCCACCGUCAACAACAGCCACCCACCACCACUGCUUUACACAGGAAGUCAUUAGGUGCUGAAUGUGCAGACCUGCAGGAGGAGGAUUUGGGUUAUCUGCCUUUAAAGCCUCGCUACUCUGUUGUGGCGCACAAUGGAUAGCCAUGUUUUUUUUGUAUGGUUUGCCUCCAUUUAAGAAACCACCAUGUACUUUAUAUCUGUACUUAGCUGUUUUCAUUCCAUUUGAAAUUAAAUGAACGAAUUGCACAACUGAAGAGAUGAUCCUCUGCCUCUUUGUAUUUGAGAAGGCGAUGUCCCCUGUUGAAUGUCUGAUUUUACUACUUUAGUUCAACCAAUGUAUCUAUUCUGAGGGGACCUGGUAACAGUUGUCCAUGUCACAAAUAUUCCGAUAUCUGAUAGAAAAUAUGUAGUUGCGAGUCACCUUUGGACUUACUGUAAGGUGUGGUUUAACAUCUUAUUCCUAUUUGUCAAUUCUUCAUUCUUGUUUUGAAUGUAAUCUGUGUUACCUGUUACAGUAUGAGGCAGACCCUACUGUCAUUAAGGGCAUCAUAUUGUAUGGGUGGGAAUCUGCAUAUGCUCCUUUGAUGGAAAGCAGUUCAUUUUCACUCCAGUAAUUAGGCCCAUUUCAUGCUUUUGACUGAACAAAUCUGUGAUUUGGCACAUCUUGUUCUUUGAAGCCCUUAUCCUCUUGCUUUGUUUGAAAAUUAAUAAGUUCCUUUUACCUCGUCUGACUGCACACUUCUGUAUUGGAGAAGUGCCUCAGGCACAUGGUGUGACAAACUUGUACCACUCAAAUCACUAAGCCUGCAUAACAUGAUAUGAGAUGAGCUAUAUUGGAAUGUAGGGCUUCAUGGCGUCCUUCCAUUUGAAGUCAGUUUGCCUCUCUCAUUGGUUGAGAUGGCAUUUAAAAACACGGUUGGUUCAGUCUUUCAAAUGUUAGACACAAUGUAGUCUUUAAAUUCUGAUAUUUGAAAGAAUGUUGGAAAUUUGUUUAUUAAACUUCUUUGCGAUCUCACACCCUGUCUUUUCUUUCCUGUUUUCCCACUUGCUGAUCAUAGAAUGGUCUAUUUGGAGUGCUUCACCCGCCAUUUUGAAUUUAAUUGGAGGGGAAAUUUUAUGAACUGCAGAACAAGCUUUCCCUGCCUGUAGUUCCAAUUUGAACAGUGAGGGCUGUAAGUAAAUCUCCCAUUAAGCAGCAACCUAAAGAAUUGUGGAACUUUCAGUAAUUAAAUAGUUAACUGGCCUUUCACCAGGUGACAGUGGAAUAUAUAUUUUAUAUAUAUAUAUAUAUAUAUAUAUAUAUCCUGGUAACUUGCUGAAAUUAGUGCUUUGGGUCAUCUGAGGAAUUACAUCAUGAAUUGUUGCACCAGGUAAAAAUAGGGACUUGUAGAAAGUCACUGUCAUGGCCACUCUGACCUUCAGGGGAGAUGGUAACCUGUCGGGGUCCGUCUGGUGUUGUACGAGAAAUUCUUAGUUUAUGGUGAUAUUAACAUGCCUAAGAACAGUACACUAUUCAUCCAUGUUUAUAUGUAAUAUCAGUGUUUAGUUACCUUCAUUUAUAAUGCGCCCUUUACAAGGUCGCCGAGCAGGCCUAGUACUCGAGGUAAAGGUUCUAUCUAUAUAUUUGACGAUUUCUUUUGCUUUCAUCUAUGUUCUUGUGGGCAAGGGUUUUGUUCUGAUGAACUAUUUACAGUAGGUGGUAGAUGUCUAAGCCAUCUGAUUUUAAACGCCACUUUUUCCCCCUCAUUACAUUGUCAGUUUUUCCAUUUUGUCAGACACUGGUGAUAUUCAUUCCUUAGUCCAAGGGCUAUUGAAAUUCAUAUUCUCAACAGAGAAGAUGAGUCUCAAAGGUUUUGCAGAUUUUGUCCUUGCUGUUUAGUCAUUGACUCUUGAUGAUAUUAAUUCUAUUAUAUAAUCUCAUUUGGUGGCCUUAAAAGUGAUGUCAUUUAACUGACCUAUUUUUGCAUGAUGACUUUCUCACAAGAGAACUGCAUUUACACAUUUUAUGAUCUUCUACUGUCCUUUCAAGAAAUGUUAGCUAAUUAUGUCACAUCAAAGUUUUCCCCUUAUCUUGGAGAGAAGAAGUUUGCUGUUUCAUUAUAACUAAAUGUAUUUUUUGGGAUUACAGCAUCUAUGUUUGCAGUCAACUACAUGUAUGAACAUGGUCAAUGCUGUUGGUGUGUAAUGCAAAAUAAAUAUAUUUCUCAACAAUGUC